Messenger RNA from Anopheles marshallii, 1230 nucleotides. Its product is annotated as proliferation-associated protein 2G4. The record is from RefSeq and is a predicted model, not a curated record. Bases 1 to 1230 code for a protein of 409 amino acids. The transcript has 5 exons. NCBI's taxonomy places the organism in Eukaryota, Metazoa, Arthropoda, Insecta, Diptera, Culicidae.
AUGGCUCCAGUAGAAAAGCAGGCCGAUCAGGAAUCGACGAUUGAAGAUCCGACCGUGGUCGAAAAGUACAAAAUUGCCGGUGAUAUUGUGAAUAAAACUCUUCAAACAAUAAUCCGAGCAUGUGUUGCUGGCGCAUCAGUGAAAGAGAUCUGCCUGAAGGGUGACAACAUGAUGGCGCAGGAUGCGGAAAAGAAAUACAAAAAUGAGGAAGACAUGAAGAAGGGCGUCGCCUUCCCGACAUGUCUCUCGGUGAACAACUGCAUUUGCCACUUCUCUCCAGCGCGCAACGAUCCGGACUAUCUGCUGAAGGAGAAUGACGUGGUCAAGAUAGACAUGGGGGCACACAUCGAUGGUUUCAUUGCGGUCAUGGCCCACACGAUCGUGGUCGGUGCAACGCCGGAGAAUAAGUGCAAGGGCCGGGCGGCCGACGUUGUCCUAGCGGCAUAUCACGCUAGCCAGGCCGCGCUUCGACUGCUAAAGGAUGGCACCGGUAACUAUGCUGUCACGGAUGCGGUACAAAAAAUCGCGUCCGACUUCAAGUGCAAACCGAUCGAGGGUAUGCUGAGCCAUCAGCUGAAACAGUUCAAAAUUGAUGGCGAGAAGACGAUCAUCCAGAACCCAACGAUUGCCCAAAAGAAGGAACACGAGAAGUGUGAGUUUGAGAAGUACGAAGUGUACGCGAUGGAUGUGCUCAUCAGCACGGGCGAAGGACUCGGCAAGGAGCUGGAUACCCGGGUCGCAAUCUAUAAGAAGACGGACGAAAACUAUAUGUUAAAGUUGAAAGCAUCCCGUGCGUUCUUCGGAGAGGUUAAAAGGAAGUACGGCUCGAUGCCUUUCAACUUGCGAAACUUCGAGGAAGAAGCGAAGGCCAAGCUGGGCGUCAACGAGUGCGUGGCGCAUAAGAUGGUUGAACCCUUCCAAGUAUUAUACGAAAAGCAUAAUGAAUACGUUGCUCAGUUCAAAUAUACGGUGCUCAUCAUGUCCAACGGAUUGAAAGUCGUAACAGGCCACCCGUUCGAUGAGAGCUGUUACGAAAGCGAACACAGCGUACAAGAUGAAGAGAUGAAGAAGCUAUUGGCGACGGAGCUGGUGCUGGGUAGCCAUGGCAAGGAUAAGAAGAAGCGACGUAGAAGGAACAAAAAUAAGGCAGCGGCCACCGGCGGUGCCGAAGAAGAUGCCGAGGGGGACAGUGGCGAUGAGGAGGCGGAUAAAAAGGAUGCGAAACCAUAA